AUGGGAUCAACCAAUGUCACGUAUUUCCCUUCGGGACCUGAUGCUACCACCGAACCUGUUGCUACGCCAUGCCCCUCAAUUCCCAGUGCACUGCCAACCCCGACGGGACCCAAUGCACCUACAGGCCCAAGUGCUACACCUGUCCCGAUGGGAUCCAAUGUCACUCACUCCCCUUCGGGACCUAAUGCUCCCAUCGGACCCGGUGCUACGCCUUCCCCUAUGGGUUAUAAUGUUACGCUAUCUCCCACCGGUCCCAAUGCUCCUACCGGCCCUGGUCUUACGCCACCUCCCACGCCACCAGUGACCUCUAAUUCUCCCAAUACUCCAUAUGCUCCCACGGCUUCCGAUGUCAUACCAACUCCUACCAAACCAAGUGCUACGCCAUCUCCAACGGCACCUCAUUCUCCACUUUCUCCUACAGGACCCAAUGCUCCCACAGGACCCAUUGCUACGCCUGCACCUACCACCCCUUCUCCAACGAUCCCAAGAACCACUCCUGCCCCUCCAUCGACCGGACCGAAAACAUGCAUUAACGUGUCUGUAGAGCAAGAUGCAACCUACUGCAUUGAAGGGCCUAUUUGCAGCGGCUCUGGUGAUUCGCCAGCCGGAACGUUAUGCCCCAAGAUGGGCGACCGCGCCGUUCAGGAUUGCCGCGACGCAUUGGUCAGCUACUCGAGCUCCGGCAGUUGUAUCGCCCCUGUUGAUGCCAUGUGCGCUAAGAUCAAGACUGGUGCCUGGGGCUGUGUGUUCGAGGCAAGUCUUAUGACCCCAACAGCUACGAGAAACGAAUCAACUGCGCCUGGAUCAAGUGAGAAGGUCACCCUGGACCAAACGAAAGAUGACGAAUUGAUUGAAACUCCAGUUCCAUCUCCGACUACCAGAGCGCCGUCCACUGAAGCCCCGUCCACUGGAGCUCCGUCAGCCGGUCAGACUCCCGACUUGACUGUCACAAAUUCUACAUUAUCAAACCAGACGGAUGAAGUGACGUCAAUUGGUGCUUCCACGGCUUACUUCACAGAAACUGGCACUAACAUGUCGUACGAUGCCACCGAUGCCUCGGAAGUUGAAACCGACAUGCCAUACGAUACGACCUCAGCCAACAAAACUGGAAUUGACAUGCCACAGAAUUCAUCUGUGACCUCUGAAAACGGAGUGUACACAGCCAAAAUUACUUCCACGGAUUCUGAGACAGGAGCUACUCUUGCGCAGAUGACGACUGAGACACCUGCGACUUUUUCGGAUACAAACACAACAUUGGAUUACGCCGAGCAAAAUGAUGAUGACACUCCUACAUUAUUCACAUCCUUCGCAACUGCGGGAAGCUCGGAAGGGCCGGAAUCUAAUUUGAAUGGUCUUGGAGCGACAACAAUUGUCGGAAUUGUCGCUGGUGUUUGCGCUGUUGUUGCUGUCGCGGGUUUCACAGUGUAUCGCAUCCGUCAGCGUCGUAAUAACGGUGGAGCGUCCCCUAGCGCUUACUACAGCCAGCAAGAUGCGCUAUGA
This is a messenger RNA of Plasmopara halstedii, 1500 nucleotides long. RefSeq lists its product as uncharacterized. NCBI's taxonomy places the organism in Eukaryota, Oomycota, Peronosporomycetes, Peronosporales, Peronosporaceae. Bases 1 to 1500 code for a protein of 499 amino acids. The transcript has a single exon. The record is from RefSeq and is a predicted model, not a curated record.